AUUACUGCGAUAAUCAAGAGAUGGGAAUGUUGACGAGUCAUAGACCUUUGUCUACGCAUGGGAAAGGGAUGGGGAGUGUGAAUGUGCCAUGAGCUCCUGACGUUCUAGGGUGUUGGAUCUCCAUUGCCUAUGGUCAUUCACUUUAUCCCCCAAUCUUAGUUUUGCAUAGUGUGGUCCUCUCAUUUCUUUUGGCUUGCCAUGCUUGUGCAUUAAGAGAAGCUUGUUGUUUUGUCUGCCAAUUUAUAUCUCAAAAGGAAACAAGUAGUACACAAGCUUCUGGAGAAUCAUGUCAUGGGGACUUCGGUAGCAGAACAUUUAUUGACUUAAAUGCCACCCACAAAGUUGGUCUAACCUCAGCAUGUGAACCUAUUCAAAAACUUGAAGGAUGAAGAUACAGUGUGAAGUGUGUGAAAAAGCUGAAGCAGAAGUACUUUGCUGUUCAGAUGAAGCUGCUCUUUGCAAGCCAUGUGACAUUACGGUUCAUGAAGCUAAUAAACUUUUCCAGAGGCAUCACCGAGUUCCUCUACAGAAACCUUCAUCCACCACAUCAUCUACAGCUCCUCUAUGUGAUAUUUGCAAGGAGAGAAAAGGGUACUUCUUCUGCUUAGAUGACAGAGCAUUGCUCUGUAAUGACUGUGAUGGAGCCAUUCACAUUUGCAACUCCCACCAAAGAUUUCUACUUUCUGGAGUCCAAGCUUCUGAUCAGUCUUUGACUAAAAGCUCCGGAUGCAGCACUAAUCUUAGCUCCGAAACUUACCAGAUUCAGUCAAAAGCUUCUUUGAAUAGUCAAUAUUCCAGUGAGGAGAAUGAAGCCGGAAACUCAGAACAUGUGGUUCCAGAGAGAAACCAGGUGGCUGCGCUCAUUGCGACCAGUGUCACUAGAGAUCACCGGUAUCAAUCUUAUGUUGCUAGGGGUGGCCCCUUUUGGCUUCAAUCCAUAAUCAACAAGGAGGCAACAGGGGUUUGAGGCUUUGAAUAGGCUCCUUUUCCUUUUGUAACAUCUCUGUGUAUGCAGGAGUACCUAUUGGUAUCUCUAUUCUUGCUCUCCUUUUCAGUUUCGACUUUAUUCUUCCUCCCAAUCCUCUAGUUUGAGGUGUGUGUUUGUUUUUGGAGGUUUUGUUCUUUUGAAUUAUUAAUACAAUCAGCGUCAAAAAAAAAGAACUGAAGUUGUGGAGAUAUGACUACAUAAAUAGCAAAGACAUCAAACUUUUUACAGUAAAAA
Messenger RNA from Brassica napus (rape), 1222 nucleotides. RefSeq names its product B-box zinc finger protein 23. The record is from RefSeq and is a predicted model, not a curated record. NCBI's taxonomy places the organism in Eukaryota, Viridiplantae, Streptophyta, Magnoliopsida, Brassicales, Brassicaceae. Gene Ontology annotation, biological process: regulation of DNA-templated transcription; photomorphogenesis. The transcript has 4 exons. The coding region runs from base 386 to 967 and encodes 193 amino acids. Gene Ontology annotation, cellular component: nucleus. Gene Ontology annotation, molecular function: zinc ion binding.